Messenger RNA from Rattus rattus (black rat), 1732 nucleotides. RefSeq names its product deltex E3 ubiquitin ligase 3 (gene Dtx3). NCBI's taxonomy places the organism in Eukaryota, Metazoa, Chordata, Mammalia, Rodentia, Muridae. The coding region runs from base 96 to 1139 and encodes 347 amino acids. The transcript is spliced from 4 exons. Gene Ontology annotation, biological process: Notch signaling pathway; protein ubiquitination. The record is from RefSeq and is a predicted model, not a curated record.
CUUUUCUUUCCCAUCCCACCAGACCACACGAUCUCCAAGUAGCAAGGGGAAAAGAGAGUGAGCCUGCAUGCCAAUUCUAAGCUCUUCCGGAUCAAAUGUCGUUCGUCCUGUCCAGAAUGGCAGCCUGUGGAGGCUCCUGCAAGAACAAAGUGACCGUCUCCAAGCCUGUGUGGGACUUCCUGAGCAAGGAGACCCCAGCCCGGCUGGCCCGGCUUCGGGAGGAGCACCGAGUGUCCAUCCUCAUAGAUGGCGAGACUUCUGACAUCUAUGUGCUCCAGCUGUCCCCACAGGGUCCUCCCCCAGCCCCUCCCAAUGGGCUCUACCUGGCCAGGAAGGCUCUCAAGGGGCUACUGAAAGAGGCAGAAAAAGAGCUGAAGAAAGCUCAGAGGCAGGGGGAGCUCAUGGGCUGCCUGGCUUUGGGGGGUGGAGGGGAGCACCCUGAGCUGCACCGCCCAGGCCCACCUCCUCUCCGAGCAGCCCCACUCCUGCCCCCAGGGGCAAGAGGGCUCCCCCCUCCUCCUCCUCCCCUGCCCCCUCCACUCCCUCCUCGUCUCAGAGAGGACGCUGAGGAGCAGGAAACCACCUGCCCCAUUUGCCUGGGGGAGAUACAGAAUGCCAAGACGCUGGAGAAGUGCAGGCACUCCUUCUGUGAGGGCUGCAUCACACGGGCCCUGCAGGUGAAAAAGGCCUGCCCCAUGUGCGGCCGAUUCUACGGGCAGCUGGUGGGCAACCAGCCCCAGAACGGGAGGAUGCUGGUUUCCAAGGACGCCACCCUCCUGUUGCCCAGCUAUGAGAAGUACGGCACCAUUGUCAUCCAAUAUGUCUUCCCGCCUGGCGUCCAGGGGGCUGAACACCCCAACCCAGGAGUUCGGUACCCUGGUACCACACGGGUGGCCUACCUCCCGGACUGCCCCGAGGGCAACAAGGUGCUGACCCUGUUCCGAAAGGCAUUUGACCAGCGUCUCACCUUUACUAUCGGCACGUCCAUGACUACAGGGAGACCCAAUGUCAUCACUUGGAACGACAUCCACCACAAGACCAGCUGCACAGGGGGACCCCAGCUGUUUGGGUAUCCGGACCCAACCUACCUGACUAGGGUGCAAGAGGAACUGAGAGCCAAGGGUAUUACAGACGACUGAAGUAUGGCACCUUUGCCAAGGCCCCCCGCUGUCCUCUACUAGGAUCCAACGGAAGCCUCUGCUCCUCUCUUGCUGCCCCCACAUCACCCAUGAGGGGAUAUGUCUGACUGGGAUGGGAGCCCAGAGGGGAAGGGGAUGUUCCUUCCCCCCGCCCCCCACUGGCCAAGUGCUUCAGUGCCCUUUGAGCCACUCCAGCAGAGGCUGGUUUCCAAGGUUCCCCUCCCUGCACUCCGUGUAUAUAGUCUCUCUGCCCCUGCUUCUCCAGUGUCCUUGGCUUUUCCUGGUAUGUACCGUGCUCCAGUGACUAAGCUGAGAAAGGACCUGGGUAGGAAGGAUGGGGUCUCUUGAACUCUAGUCCCUGAAUACUGUCUCACCUUGGACUGAUAUUAGCUGCCUCCCCCCAGCCAGCUGUGUGUUAAGAUAACAGUAGUCCUACCUUAACGGAUCCUUUCUCUCCUGUGUCUGUCUCUGUCAGUCUGUCUUUCUCUCGCUCUUCUCUGCCCCUAUAAGGAGCCUCCUCACCCCCUGAUCUGGAAUUGCUGCCAGACUGUAGCUUUUAAUUUAAUAAAAAUAAAGUGAAAUAUGCAACUCUA